AUGGGAAACAUUGGGGAUUCACGGUCCAUCCUUGGAUCAAAAGACAGCAAUGAUACUAUGGUGGCAACUCAACUAACAGUUGAUCUGAAGCCGGAUUUACCGAGGGAAGCUGAGAGGAUCAAACGGUGUAAAGGGCGAGUCUUCGCACUGGAAGACGAGCCAGAGGUGUCACGAAUGCAGAGCUUUCGCCUGUGUUCAUCUUCCAUAACCCUUCACAGUACUCUUGACGGUACGGUUAAGAAAUACUACCCACCGUGUUUCAUCUUUGGCAGAGCUAAGUAUUUUAAAGGUGGAGGUUUGAUUGACUUUUACGCUCUUACGGAGGUUGUAGGCCCCCGAAAGAAGGUGCCUUGUGAGUGGCUAGAGGCAAUGGGGACGAUCGGAGCCUCCCGAGGUUGGGUCGCUACUCUAAAGAACCGUGUGGUGAGUCUCCACGACGAUAUGAACAUAAGUGCAUCAGUGUCAAACCCAAAACACAUUUCACUGCCUCCUCUUGUAACUUUACCUCGUUGCCAGACCCAGACUGUAACCAGCGUGGCCAUGUCCUCUUCUUCUCCGGAGGAAGACGACUGUGUUGUGGCUGUCAAGUUCUUGGGACCCCAACUCAGCCUGUGUAGGCCAGCUCAAGACACCAAGUGGACCAACAUCAGAAUCACAGACCCUAGUUUCUUCACUUCACAAGUCAUGUUUUCCCAGAGAGACCAGGUGUUUUCUUUGCCCGCUUCUGGAGGCGGCCACAUAGGAUCAUGGGAUCUCCAAAAACACAGGGACAAACCCAAUUUGCAAAAGUUACAUUUUCGAAACCUUCCCAGUUUGAGAAAGACGGAAAGGGAGCUUUUGGAUUCCACUUAUAAAACCGAACACUUAGUUGAGUCAUCAGACGGCGAGACUUUCCUUGUUAUUUGGUACAGGUGCCAUACCGACGAUAUGUCGGAUUUUGAAACCAAAGGUUUCAGGGUGUUCAAGCUGGAUGGGGAAGGAAACGCCUUUUACACUAAAGACCUUGGAGAUCUUUGCAUUUUCAUAUCAAAGUCGGAGCCUUUCUGUGUCCCUACUAGCUAUUUACCUCACCUUGAAAGAAACUUCAUCUAUUACGUCGAUGUCCACGAGUAUGAGUCAAUGAUAUUUGUCGAAUUGGGAGGUUUCGGUCUGCAGGAUAGCACAUGGAACUAUUCACAGCCCCACACGUUUAAGGUCCCUUACUAUUUUCCACCUCAACCUAUCUAA
This is a messenger RNA of Eutrema salsugineum, 1227 nucleotides long. RefSeq lists its product as uncharacterized. The coding region runs from base 1 to 1227 and encodes 408 amino acids. The record is from RefSeq and is a predicted model, not a curated record. NCBI's taxonomy places the organism in Eukaryota, Viridiplantae, Streptophyta, Magnoliopsida, Brassicales, Brassicaceae. The transcript is spliced from 3 exons.